UUUUAUAAAGCUCACAAAAGGUACCCAAUAGUAUUAUUGUUGUCAGAUAUCGCUCAUAUUUCAUACGUAGACUUUUUAUUAAUAAGACCCUAAUGUAUAUAUUUUAUCAAGACUGAACGGAGCGGUAUUUUAAGAGUGUCUCACAAUGCCCAGUAGCACAUCUUUGCUGGAAGCCGAGGAAACCGAGUCGGAGCUCCCGCCACUGGUAGUACAAACAUUUGCCGGGAUAGGCCUGGAUGAGCACGGCACACAGUGUCAGACCGAACCACAGGAGCCCCUUCUGCAUUCACGUCCGGCCUCCCACCUCAGUCUGCUCGGCACCGUGCUGGACCUUCAGCCCGUACCACUUCGCAAACUGCCGCCGGAGGAGGAUGAUUUUGAAGAACCCGAUGAAGCGGUAGGGGAAGAAACCGAUUCAAACACGCUGCUAGCACAGGCCCCUGUCCCCGGUCUAGGCUCUGUGAUGUUGCCUGGAAUGGAGCCUGCGGAGACGGUCAUACUGUAUGGCGGAGGGCUUGAUGACUCCACGCAACAGCAGGUUGCUUGUAUGAUGAUUUUACCACCGGUGUACGGAGACCCAGGAUUCGAGGUGGAUCAGCCGUCGCUCAUGCGGAGGAAAAGUGUAAACACUACGGAAUGUGUCGCGGUGCCCAGUUCGGAACAUGUAGCCGAAAUAGUCGGUAGACAGGGCUGCAAGAUAAAAGCGCUGCGGGCGAAGACCAACACCUACAUCAAGACGCCGGUGCGUGGGGAGCAGCCGGUGUUCGUGGUGACCGGGCGAAAGGAGGACGUGGCCAUGGCCAAGAGGGAGAUCCUGUUGGCGGCCGAACACUUCUCCCUCAUCCGGGCCUCGCGCAACAAGGCGGGGCCGCUGACCGCGCCGGGGCCCGGGCUCCCGGGGCCCUCCCUGGCGGGCCAGACCACCAUCCAGGUGCGGGUGCCGUACCGCGUGGUGGGGCUGGUGGUGGGGCCCAAAGGGGCCACCAUCAAGCGCAUCCAGCAGCAGACGCACACCUACAUCGUCACGCCCAGCCGUGACAAAGAGCCUGUGUUCGAGGUGACGGGCAUGCCGGAGAACGUGGACCGUGCGCGGGAGGAGAUCGAGGCACACAUUGCGCUGCGCACGGGGGGCAGCGUGGAGACUGCUGGUGAGGACGUGGAUGACUUCCACCACAACGGCACCGACGUCAGCUUCGACACGGCCGGCCCCGGGGGGCCCUGGCCAGCGGCCAAUGGCUGCGGCCGGAUGACCUCCAGCUACCGCAACGACAGCUCCAGCUCCCUGGGCAGCGGCUCCAGCGACUCGUGCUACGGCGGGGGCCGCGCGGCUGACUGCAGCCCCUCCAGCCCGUUCAACGGCAACAGCAAUAACAACAACAAUGGCAGCUUCUGGUUCGGGGACACCCUGUUGCCCCCGGGGUCGGACGAGGCUCCCGCCCCAGAGCCCACGGGGGGCUUCGACAGCCUGGCUGUCUCUGCGGCGCCGCCCGGGCCCCACCAGCAGGUGAUGCUGUGGAGCACCUUUGAGCCGGGUGCUCCUCUGUUGGAGGGCCAGCCCGGCACCCCCCCGCCCCGCGUGUCGCCCCCCCUCCACCCCGAGGCGUCCGAGCGACCGGCCGCCCGCCGCGUCCACAGCGCGCCCAGCGCCGCCCCUCCCCCGCCCCAGCACUGCGGCUCGGCCUUCUCCUCCUCCAGCGACAGCGCGGCCUCCGGGUCGCCCCCCGACCGCGCCCGGCUGGACUGCGUCUGCUGCCUGGGGAGCGAGAUCACGGCCGCCCUGGUCCCCUGCGGCCACAACCUCUUCUGCAUGGAGUGCGCCGACCACAUCUGCCGCAAGGCCCAGCCCCUGUGCCCCGUGUGCCAGGCGCCCGUGACCCAGGCCAUCCGUCUGCGUAAUGUUUGAACCGCGCCCGGCUGUGCCUGUGUUUGCUCCCUAGCGGACAGUGAUGAGGGUUUUGACUGGGGUGUUACUGAAUUGGGGAUGUUGGUAACAAUUUUUUUUUAUUUUUUAUUAUUAACUUUUUUGUUUUUCCUUUUAGUUUGGUGUAAUAUUCUUCUUUUUCCUUUUAUUUUAUUUUUUUAUUUUACAAAUUGUAUCAUGAUUGCUAUGACUGUUAAAGAUUAGGUUGUAAAGCAAGUUACAGAUUAAGGCUCAGUCGUCGGUCACGACGUUAAGCACCCACCCCGACCCCCAUUUAUUUAGCUGCUACAUUAGUUAUGAGAUGGUUUCCCCGGCCUGAUGCUUUCUCGCCAGAGCAGCCCCGAGUCUGACACAAGUGCUGCUGUGCCUGCCCUUUCAUUUUAAAACGUUGCUUUUAAUCCGUCUACGACGACUAGUGCUUCACGUAGAUCCCUGAGCCACGCCAACACUACAGCUCCUUUUCAGAUGCUGGGGGCCCCCAACAUUCCAGCCAUAUCCCUUGCUAUUUUCUUUCUACCGUUUUCUUUUAAUGCGUGAGUGAAGAGGUGCAGGAAACGCCAGGGAGUAACCCUAACCAGGGAACGCGACAACCCCACCCUCUGUCGGCCAUUUUAAAACGGUUGCCCCCCCCCCCCCAAUACCGGGAACAAAGUUAUGGUUCAGUUGCCUUUUUGCAUGGUUGCUCAAACAUGUUAUCACAUGACCCACAUCUCAAAUCUUUCUAACGGUGAGGUAAUUUUCAAUAUUGAGAGUAGAGGGAACAAGAGAUGAGGGGACUGCUGCAGCUCCUGAGCCCAUGGAGGACCCCCCCCCCCCCCCAAGGCCCUCCGUCCCACGCACCCUAACCCCCCCCCAUCCACACAAAAAAACCUUGAUCCUCAACCUCUCAAAGUUAAUAUUUGACUUUUGUGUAUUAAUAUUAUUGUUAUUAAUUGAUAAAUACAGAUUUAUUUUUUAUUUCCACUUGAAGUUACAUUUCGUAUAAAUAUAAAUCAAAAAAAAAAAACAAAGUUUACAAAUAAAAUAUUUUUUAUUUUUCUCCAGUAUGAGCAGGACUGGGCCUUUCAGUGCUGUUUCGCUUGUAGUAUAGUUGGACAGUAUUGAAACUGACCUGGCUGCCGUCUCGUGAGGAAGGAAUGCGCACCUGCGCAUGUGCAAAACGGCCAAGAUGUCACACUUCAGCUGCGCGUAUGUCUGUGAGCCACCUUAACAAUUUUAUCAAUGUAUCUAAGUGUAUAGUACAUAUUCAGUAUAUAUAAUAUAGCUGUGUACAUAUGCACAUAAGGCUAUAUAAUUACUGUACCAACAGUGAAGUAUUUGCUAAUUUUACUACACUUUUGUUAUGUAUAUGUAGGGCAGUCUUAGGGCAUAUAAAUUCAAUAAAUUGAUUCAAGUUUAAAACAGACUAUAUUUUAUGAUAAAGGGCCUUUUAAGUUAUGUGGCCAAAGCACUGAUAUAUAUUUGCUGUAAAAAGAAUUAUAAGAGUUUUAUUUUUCUGAUAUUAAAGUUACUUAAUAAAGACUUUCAUUUUAAAGAAAA
Conger conger (European conger) is the source of this 3460-nucleotide messenger RNA. Its product is annotated as RNA-binding protein MEX3B. Bases 146 to 1903 code for a protein of 585 amino acids. The transcript has 2 exons. Gene Ontology annotation, molecular function: RNA binding. The record is from RefSeq and is a predicted model, not a curated record. NCBI's taxonomy places the organism in Eukaryota, Metazoa, Chordata, Actinopteri, Anguilliformes, Congridae.